Prinia subflava (tawny-flanked prinia) is the source of this 3032-nucleotide messenger RNA. It is a transcript of the gene NEK11, whose product is annotated as NIMA related kinase 11. Gene Ontology annotation, molecular function: ATP binding; protein kinase activity. The coding region runs from base 136 to 2445 and encodes 769 amino acids. The record is from RefSeq and is a predicted model, not a curated record. The transcript is spliced from 15 exons. Lineage: Eukaryota; Metazoa; Chordata; Aves; Passeriformes; Cisticolidae. Gene Ontology annotation, biological process: protein phosphorylation.
AAGGGCGCCACGCCGCAGGCGCGCAGGACGCCGAAGAAGUCGCGCACGGCCGCGGCGAAGGCGCCGUAGUCGCCGCCGCGUCGGAAGUCGGCGUCGGGGGCGAGGCAGAGGCGGUGGUAGAGGCUGCUGCCGUCGAUGACCAGCUUGGUGUCCCGCACACGCAGCUCGGUGAAGAACACCCCGCGCUCCUCCACGAAGCCCGUGAGGCCCUGCACGCCCAUGGCGGCGGAAGCAGUGCCGGCAGCGACAGGCGGAGCGCUCCGAUCCCGGAUCCGCUUCCUCUCGCUCCUCCCGCCCGCCCGCCGUCUCCUGGCGACGGGGCCGCGAGCGCCGCCAGCCCCGGGGGACACGGCCAGCCCCGGGGGACAGGCCAGCCCCGGGGGACACGGGCCAGCCCAGGGGACACGGGCCGGCCCCGGGGGACAGGGGCACCCCGAGGCACCGCAGCCCCGCCGGGACGGGCUCUGGGGGCAGCGCCGGCUCCCGGGGAGUCCCGCCGCGCCCGGAGGGGUGAGGAACGGGGACGCCGCCCUCGCCCCUUGCCGUGCUGGAAUGCGGGUGCUAACUUGUGUGUUUCGGGUCUCACGCAGGCUUGUAACGAGAGAAAUGCUGAAAUUUCAAGAAACUGCUAAGCAUGCCACUGUUGCCAGAUUUAAUUCUGCUUGCUCAGAUGCUGUGAUUGCAAGAAGAUACACUAUUCAGAUGAAACUUGGCAAUGGAAGCUUUGGAAGUGUGUAUUUGGUUAAUGACAGAAAAGCAAAACAAGGAGAAGAACUCAAGGUCCUAAAGGAAAUCUCUGUUGGAAACCUAAAGCCUAAUGAAACAGUUGAAGCAAAUCUGGAAGCACAACUACUCUCCAAAUUAGACCAUCCAGCCAUUGUCAAAUUUUAUGCAAGCUUUGUGGAGCGAGAUAGUUUCUACAUUAUCACUGAGUAUUGUGAGGGUGGAGAUCUAGACUUUAAAAUUCAAGAGUACAAAGAUUCUGGGAAGAUGUUCACUCAAAGUCAAGUAAUAGACUGGUUUAUACAGUUGUUACUCGGAGUCAACUAUAUGCAUGAAAGGCGGAUACUUCACAGGGAUUUGAAAGCCAAGAAUAUAUUUUUGAAAGAUAGUCUUCUUAAAAUUGGAGACUUUGGAGUUUCAUGUCUUUUGAUGGGUUCAUGUGAUCUUGCAACUACUUUUACUGGGACGCCAUACUACAUGAGUCCAGAGGUUCUGAAGCACCAGGGAUAUAAUACAAAAUCUGACAUUUGGUCUCUGGGAUGCAUUUUGUACGAGAUAUGCUGUAUGAACCAUGCAUUUACUGGACAGAAUUUUUUGUCUGUUGUGUUAAAAAUUGUGGAAGGUGAAACACCUUCUCUUCCUGAUAGAUAUCCAAGCCAACUGAAUGCUGUGCUACGCAGUAUGUUAAGUAAGAAUCCUUCACUGAGACCAGCAGCAGCAGAGAUCCUAAAAUCCCCUUAUAUUGAUGAACAACUAAAGAAAAUACAGUACAAGUUUACAAACGUGACUGUGGAAGACAAGGCACUUAACUGGCAGAAAGAAACUGCUCCCAUUUUUGGUGCUGUGCAGAGGAAAGUUCAUUUGCAAACUCUUCAGGAACUUUCUGAAGUACAGAAAAUGACACCGCGGGAACGAAUGCGGUUGAGGAAGUUGAAUGCUGCAGAUGAGAAAACAAAGAAGUUGAAGCAGCUGGCGGAAGAAAAAUAUCAACAAAAUAUCAAAAAAGUGCAAGAAUUCAGGUCCCAUAAUUUUCAGCAGCUGAAUGUCAACAUCCUACACGAAUCUGAUGAGCAGACUUCAAAACAGCUCAUCCGUUCUCAGCCGGGCACUAUGGGCAGCUGUGUAUCCACAGGAAAUGAUGAACCAGGAGGGAACGGGACAAGGGAGCUCGGCAUGUCUGAACUGACAGACCAUGAGAUCCCUGAAGAUCCAGAAAUUGCAGAAGAAUAUUAUAAAGAUGAGUUUGAAUCCUGUUCAGAAGACAGUGAAGAGGAGGAAGACGCAGAAUUGUCAUGGACAGUCUCUAAGACAAAUCACCAGGACAGUGAUAUGGAGGCAAUGGUUGAGUAUUUGGAGAGUGUCUUGAAUAGCAGCUCUUUGGGUCUGCCAUUGGGAAGCUGGGAGUGGAGACAUUCGAGGCAGUGUACAGCUGCCUCAAGCAGGCGAGACAGCGGAAUGCCAGUGAGGAGGAGAUCAGGAGCUCUUUGGAGAAACUGGUUUCUAGAGCAAGUGACUGCUUCGAAGUGGAUCAGCUGCUGUACUUCGAGGAACAGCUACGGCCGUCAGAGCCACAUCUUCAGCUGUGACAGUGUGCCAGCAACAGCUGGAAAUGGCACUGAGGGGGAAGGGGCCUCCCUCGGGCCAGCACGCAGGUACAGGAGUGUUUGCAGGACACCGCUGAAAAUGAUGUAUUACAUCAGCAUGUGGGCAAGCUCCAUUUGAGAGUCCAGGCUGCAGUCAGAAGUGGGUAAAUACAACACGAAUUCCAGGGGCAGGAAGAAGUGCAAAUGUUUGUGACAGUGGAGGGGAGGAUUCACAGUUGCCCAUGUCCCCUUUUUCUGCCUCUUAAAGCAUGAGGAAGGGUGUUCUGGGCCGUGGCUGGGCAUCAGUCCUGCACUGAGAGCAUCGCUGGCAAAGCUGCCUCUGAUGGAAUGAUGCAGGAUUAGACUCCAGCUGCUGUUGAUUUCUGUGCUAACUGGUCCUUAUGACAUUUAAGCCUAUAAUUUUUGUAAUUUGGCAGUUUUAGUCUUAAACAUACAUGUAUAUGUGUGGCCACUCAGCCCCGAAUUGUCUUGUUAUUACUGAUUGUUCAAAAGGGCUGUAUUUAAUCUGAGCUUCAAUGGAACUGUGGAAAUACAUGCAUAUGUGCAUAUUUAUAUACAUAUAUGCAUGCUCACAUAUACAGAGAUAGGUGUGUAUAUUCAUAAUGACAGAAGUAUGUCUGGUCAUACACUGUACUUGUAUAAAGAGUUUUGGAUUAAAUUCCUUCUUCAAAAAUGGAACAAUAAACUGAUUUUUUUUCUGCCUUG